This is a messenger RNA of Sphaerulina musiva SO2202, 2584 nucleotides long. RefSeq lists its product as uncharacterized. The record is from RefSeq and is a predicted model, not a curated record. Gene Ontology annotation, cellular component: cytosol. Lineage: Eukaryota; Fungi; Ascomycota; Dothideomycetes; Mycosphaerellales; Mycosphaerellaceae. Bases 37 to 1215 code for a protein of 392 amino acids. Gene Ontology annotation, molecular function: magnesium ion binding; holo-[acyl-carrier-protein] synthase activity. The transcript has a single exon.
GCCUUGACCACCAACUUCCCCGACCUUUCGUCACUCAUGAACGGCAUCGCCAACACCUUCUCCUCCGCCGCCCACUCCGCCCAUUCUGCCCACCUCGACUCCGCUGCCGGAUCCAAGGGCGAAAUCACAUGUUGGUUCCUCGACACGCGAUCGCUAUGGCCCGGCCAGAACAUCUGGUCGGCCCCGGGUGCCGCUGAGGCCAUGAGCUUGAUCUCCAUGUCCGAGCAAAAGACCAUCAGUGGGAAGAUGUUUAUACAAGAUGCGAAAAUGUCGCUGGGCUCGGCCCUGCUGAAGAGGCUGUUCAUCAGUCAAGCCUUGGACAUUCCGUGGAGUGCGGUCCGCCUGGCGCGCAAGACCGAUCCCAAGCACGGCAAGCCCUGCGCCGUGGACGCUGUAGGCCGCCCGAUUGAAGGCAUCGACUUCAAUGUCUCGCAUCAAGCGGGCCUCGUCACCUUGAUCGGCUGGAACGGGAAGAAGAGGCACAGGUACACUCCGAGUGGAAGUAUAGAGGGCUUCAUGUCAUCCCACUCCCAACUGGAGCCGAAUGUCAUGGUGGGCGUAGACAUUGUCUGUGUGAACGAACGAGAUGAUUACCGGACCAUCGAUCAAGAGGGUCUCGAUGGCUGGGUCGACAUCUACGACUUUGUCUUCUCCGAUGAAGAGCGCUGGACCAUGAAGUUUGAUGUCGACUACAUCACUCUACUCGAUGGCACGCAUUUGACCGCUUCAGAGAUUGGGAGGUACGAUCGAGAACUCCGGCGGAAUAAGCAAAUCACCUUGACCACUCCCUCGGGACGAGAUGUGACGUUCAAUUCCGAUUUACUGGUCGAUGCGAAGCUGAGAAGAUUCUACACCUUUUUCUGCUACAAAGAGGCCUACAUCAAGCUCGCUGGCGAAGCUCUUCUUGCACCGUGGCUGAAGCAGCUCGAGUUUCUCAAUGUUCGGUCACCGAAGCCUGCUACGGUGGCUCGAUGCAAUACGCAUGGUCAGUGGGGUGAAGAGGUCGACGACGUGGAGGUGCAUAUGAAUGGGCAAGAAGUUUUGGACGUGAAGAUGAAAAUCCAGGCCUUUGAGGAGAGCUUCAUGGUCUCUACAGCCAUCCAGGGCGAGAUUCAAGGACUGGAAGUUCCCGGAUUCACGAAGCUGGAUAUGAGGAGUGAUGUGCUGGCGUACGCGCAAAAGCAUCUGGAUGUCAGUCCCGGCGAAUUUAGAUGAGGAACUUUUGUGUUGGCAGUUCCAUUCUGCCGUCUGGGAUCACCACACACACACACUCUCUCUCUCUCUCAACACCCACUACGAAGAGCCCGUCUCUAGCGAAGCUGCCGUCGGAAGAAGAUAUUGUUGCAAUGCAGUGGGGCGUAUCGGGUACGCUGAUAAUUUCUAAGCUGCCUAUCAAAUCGCCCACUAAUCGGAUAUUGGAAACAGACAUGCAACAGGGAUCUGGCGAGUUGAGAUCAUGACUUCAUCCAAGCACAUGGUCGCCUUGGACCGAUUCUCGCCAACAUAUUCUGUACGCGCUCGCUCCUCGCCUUCUGCUCAAAACGUGUCGCUGGGCCAUAGGUCCAAUACAUGUAGUCACCGACAUGCCGGUUCGGCUCGGAUGAGAAGGAAGACUCUCUUCUGCAUAGCGAGCGACGAUAACAGCCUGUCAUGCUGCUCGAUAUUCCUUGCAUGAGCACACGGUGCAUGGAAGGAAGGAUCCUGUUCUUUUCUUCUAUCUGCAUGUACGAAAUCGUCCCAGACGCGCGAGAUCAGGGGUACGCGAUAAUUGUUAAUCAUGGCUGUCAAUUCGAUGACGUCUCGUUACACCAAGUUCAAUAUAUCGGAUCUCCGCCCCAGCGUGAGAAAGUGGCUGCAUCCUUCGGGGUACGGCAUACCUAUAUUGGCCAUCAUUUGGUGUGGAGGUCUAUCGUAGCUAGGAUGCGGUUGUCAGCAAGGAAUUAAUAGACGCAGCUGUGCCCUGUUGACCAAGCGAUGGGAACCUGAAAGUACCUGUUGCAUGACCAAUUCCUUCUAUUGAUUUAUCAAAGAGUGAAGACCAGCCACAGGUCUGCGUCUCUGUAAGCACAUUCUGACUCACCACUGGUCGCGUACACCGACAACAGUUGUCAACACUAGUCAUAUUCUGAACGCUGCGCUGCAUCGAAGCGGUCCUCAUGAGCCAGUCAUCUCAUCACUAGCAGCUCUAGCCUUCUUCCCUCCCAGCAAGGACUUGAUGUCGCCCCACACACCAGAGGACAGCUCCUUGAGCGCACUUCUGCUCUCUACGACUGGGUAAAUGACGCAAAUCACCAUGCUCACCCAUACCCAUAUGAAGGAUACCACCACCCAUCCCGUAAAGAAGGUUCGGCUAAAGACAUAGCCAGUACCGAACAGAGUAAAUGGCACCAGAAUGUAUGCGAAGAGGUCAAAGACGACAUUUGCAGUCCAUGCAAUAAUGGUUCCUCUCCUGACAGCUUCCGAGUCCAUUGGCUCUAUGUUUGUGUUUUCGAGAAAGUCCACGAGCUCAUUUCCAGUAAGGACGACUGCGCCAGACUGGGAUGUGUUUCGAGUAUCACUUUCAUCAUGUUGUUGUUGAUGUACC